Pelodiscus sinensis (Chinese soft-shelled turtle) is the source of this 897-nucleotide messenger RNA. Lineage: Eukaryota; Metazoa; Chordata; Testudines; Trionychidae. The record is from RefSeq and is a predicted model, not a curated record.
AUGAAGUUCUGCGCCGGCUCCUGCCCCCACAACCACAAGCCGGCCAGCAUGCAUGCCCAGAUCAAAGCCCGGCUGCACACCCUGUCCAAGGAGAUGCCGUCCCCCUGCUGCGUGCCCGCCGGCUACGACCCCAUGGUGCUCAUGCACUACAGCAGCGACGGGAGGAUCGUCUCCACGCUCUUCGAGGACAUGAUCGUCACCAGGUGCCACUGCAGCCCUGACCCACAGGGAACCCCUGUGGGGAGUGGGGUGCUGUGGGGGGUGGAGCACUGCAGGGGUUUGUGCCCACAGGCCCUGUCUGAUGCUGCUGCGUUUCCAACUGGGGCCCCCUGUCCAGACCCGGCUCAGGUGGCCUGCCCCUCUCUCUUGCAGAUCCGAUGGGAGAAGAACAUCACGCUGGGGGAGCCCCCGGGAUUCCUGCACUCCUGGUGGUGUGUGUUCUGGGACCUGUACUGCGCGGCGCCUGACCGCCGGGAGACCUGUGAGCACUCCAGUGAAGCCAAGGCCUUUCAUGACUACAGCGCCGCGGCCGCCCCCAGCCCCGUGAUGGGGAACAUGCCCCCCAACGACGGCAUGCCAGGAGGAACCAUGCCACCCGGCUUCUUUCAGGUAUCCCGCCCCGCGGCGCGGCUGGCUGGGAGCCCCUCCCUGCGGAUGGCGAGCUUCGGAGGGCAGAGCGCCGCGGCCGCCCCCAGCCCCGUGAUGGGGAACAUGCCCCCCAACGACGGCAUGCCAGGAGGAACCAUGCCACCCGGCUUCUUUCAGGGCCCUCCGGGAAGUGGUGGCCCUCCAGGGACCCCCAUCAUGCCCAGCCCAGGAGACUCCACGAACUCCAGCGAGAACAUGUACACCAUCCUCUCUCCUGCUCUGUGGGGCGGGCAGCUCGGUGCCCUCUGA